Messenger RNA from Numida meleagris (helmeted guineafowl), 903 nucleotides. RefSeq names its product stromal cell derived factor 2 (gene SDF2). The transcript is spliced from 3 exons. The record is from RefSeq and is a predicted model, not a curated record. Bases 40 to 684 code for a protein of 214 amino acids. NCBI's taxonomy places the organism in Eukaryota, Metazoa, Chordata, Aves, Galliformes, Numididae.
GCGGCGCCACUUCCGCUUCCGGUGGCUGCCGUCGCGGGGAUGCGGCGGGGUCCGGUGCCGGUGGUGGCGUUCGUGCUGGCGCUGGGCGCGGCGGCGCGAGGCGGUGGUUCCGGGCCCGUGACGUGCGGUUCGGUGGUGAAGUUGCUCAACGUGCGGCACAACGUGCGGCUGCACUCCCACGAUGUGCGCUACGGCUCCGGCAGCGGGCAGCAGUCGGUGACGGGGGUGUCGGCGGCGGAUGAUGGGAACAGCUACUGGAGGGUGCGAGGCCGUACGGCCGCUGUGUGCGAGCGGGGCCGGCCGGUGCGCUGCGGGCAGGCCAUCCGCCUCACGCACCUGGGCACCGGCCGCAACCUGCACAGCCACCACUUCGUUUCCCCGCUCUCCGGCAACCAGGAGGUGAGCGCCUUUGGGGAGGACGGUGAGGGCGACUACCUGGACGAUUGGACAGUGCUGUGCAGCGGGACCUACUGGGCACGGGACGGUGAGGUGCGCUUCCAGCACGCCUCCACCGAUGUCUUCCUCUCAGUGACGGGCGAGCAGUAUGGGCGGCCCAUCAACGGGCAGAAGGAGGUGCACGGCAUGGCCGCCUCCAGCCAGAAUAACUACUGGAAGGUGAUGGAGGGCAUCUUCAUGCAGCCCGGAGAGGUCUUCAAAGCGGAGCAGCACCACACCGAGUUGUGACAGAUGGACUGAUGCGGUCGGGGCUGCUCAGCGCGGGGUUGGCCCCUGUGCACACGCGGUUGUGACGCGCACUGGGAAGUGGAGCCCAACAUCCUGAAUCCAACACAAAGCUGAUCUUGGUGUGCUGAAUUUGACACAAAGUGGAACUUGGUGCUUGGGAUCCAAUGCAAAGCAGAUCCCAAAUACAACAUAAAGCUGAUCCCAGAAUUUCAAAUCCAA